Messenger RNA from Selaginella moellendorffii, 564 nucleotides. RefSeq lists its product as uncharacterized. Lineage: Eukaryota; Viridiplantae; Streptophyta; Lycopodiopsida; Selaginellales; Selaginellaceae. Bases 1 to 507 code for a protein of 168 amino acids. The record is from RefSeq and is a predicted model, not a curated record. The transcript is spliced from 2 exons.
AUGCCGUGGACAUGUUCAACAAGAGGGAUUAUUACAAGUGCCACGACAUAUUUGAGGCGCUCUGGAAUGACGCAGAGGAACCUCAGCGAACUCUUCUUCAUGCUUUGCUGCAAUCUUCGGUUGGACUCUACCAUCUUCUCAACCAGAGGUGCUAUGGUAGAAUUAGGAGAGGGAGUAUCAAAGUUUGGCAAGCUAAAGCUGAAGAAGGGACCAUUCUACGAAUUUGACAAGGAAAUGAGAGCUGUCUUGGACUUUUUGUACAAUACUCAACUGGAGAACGCAGCUUGCAAUGAUGAUUUUUGUAUUACGAUGGAUGGUUCCCAAGAAAAUUAUCAGCUCUUGGGCAACUUCGGUGCGGGCGAAGAGUUGUACAAAUUGGAAAAAGAUGUAGCAGGUUAUGGACACAGCCUUAUAUUUUCACCAACGAGAUUUGAACAAAAGAACAGUAGUCCAAGUGUGAAACUUCCAAUAUUACUUGCAUGUGAAGGGGAUUUGAAUGAGCUGUAAUAGCUUGAAGUUUGGAACAUAAAAUAGCAUUAAUACGAAAAUUCACAUUUUAAAUUU